AUGUCAUCCGGACCAACUGUGCUGCCAAGCGCUUUUGGCUCCCCCGCAACAAUUCCGGAUCGAGGCGGCGUGAUCCCCGGCAUGCAGCCCUCCGGCGCGCGCUCAAGUUGGGCGACCUCAUCUCAGAAUGGCAGACCCGUGUCGUAUAAUUCUCGAGGUGGCCGAGCACCGCUUCCAUAUAUAAAGGAUCUUCAAGACCAGGCUGCACAUUUGGAGCUUGACGAAGCAAGUCCGAUUUCUCUGCUCUUGAGCACCGCUGCUGUGAGUAUCCAGCAAUGCCAGAUUUUGCUUGAUGGCGAUCAAGUCGGACAGGCAUAUGUGCAAUAUCUCCGAGCUUCCGAAAUAGUUGUGAAUUUGAUCCCACGCCAUGCAGACUACCGUACGCUCCACGCACAACAUCCCAAGUUGUAUGCCCAAUUUCAAAAACUCAUGAUGUCUAUCAGCCAACAGCAGUCAGCGAUGGACACUAUAAAGCAGCAAAUCAUAGAAGAUAACCUGGCACGCAGCUUGCCAGGAAACGAAGCGGUCGGUACUAACAAUACGACUUCUUCAAGUACAUAUGUUGCAUAUAAGCCUUCAAACGGAGCGAUCAGGAUGCCCAGUCCGACAGACUUUCAGAGGGGUAGUACGUUGCAGCCGGACAGUGCUCUGAAAUUGAACGGCACCAUGUCGAGUCCGGAAGACAUACUUGCGCAACGUUUUGCCAGACUUCGAGCAAGUCAGGGCCCGGUACCCACGAACGGAUCCGCAGUCGCAGAUCAGACCMCCUCCGCCACAAGCAGGCCUUCAGCCGGAGUUGUAACUGAUUAUCCGCCUCGUCCAUCGCCGAAUUCGAUACCUACCACGAUGAGCAUGCCGCCCGGUCCUGGUUCUCCACGACCACUAGGUCCGCGUGCCAUGGGAACAUCUCAAUACGGCCCUGGUGUUCCCGCUAGAAAGCCCUUAGACACAGCGAAUGUAUCGCUUCCGCGAGCGCCCGACCCAGCUUACAGCCCUAUAUGGUCAGCUCCGUCGCAGCCACCACAGCCGAAUCCACCCCGGAAGUCAACCGAUAGCAUCCAGGCAACCAAUACAAGAUCCCGCACACCGAAUGGAUUUCACCUUGCGCAAGAAAACAAACCCACGUCUGCUGGCAUCCCCCAUAAUACAACAAUACGCGCGCAGCAAUUGCUUGAAUAUAUGCGGAAAUACAAUGUGCUUGUAAUAGAUGUGCGACCUCGUGAUUCAUACGAUAGUGGACACAUCUAUGCUCGAUCCAUUCUAUGUAUCGAGCCGGUAGUGUUGAAAGAGAACGUAUCGGCGGAGGAGCUGGAGGAGCGAUUGAUUGUGUCCCCAGAACAUGAACAGUCUCUGUUUGAACGAAGAAACGAAUUUGACUUGGUGGUAUAUUAUGAUCAAAACACCGAUUCUGUUAGCUAUCUGGCUGGAUCUCCGGUUGGCACUUCGGCGCCCCAUCUUAGGGCUCUUUACGACACCUUGUAUGAAUUCAACGCCUACAAACCUCUCAAAGACGGUAGACCACCGGCAUUGUUGGUGGGGGGAUUGGAUGCUUGGGAGGAUUUGGUUGGGUCACAAUCACUCGCAACAUCUUCCACUGCAGCAAUAAUGGGAUCAUUACAGACCAAGCGCGUCUCACAAAGGCCCGGACGUGCUUUUGGAAGAGUGCCGUCGGCAAGCGCGAAUUCGAGUCUGGAAAUCCGCAAGAGACGUCUCCGAGAAUUCACGCCACUCAACCAUGAAGAAUUGACUGCAUGGAUGGAGCGCGCCAAAAACGAGGAAAUCAAACCAGGUGCUUAUCAGGGAGACGAGGCAGGCAUACCAGAAGAAGAGGUCGAUGGCGAUGCAUUUACAGAAGAGCCUCCAACUCCGUUUGUCCAUACUUAUGAAGACUUCCUCAGACGAUUUCCGGAACCACAGGCUAUUCAACAAUCGAUGGUCGUGCCAGAGCCUAGGGCUCUUGUGUCCUCAGCGCCGAAUUAUGCUUCACCAAUUCCAGUAGCACCCUCGCGACCGCCUCCUACGAUACCUCGACCAAGCUAUGGAGGCGUUGCGGACGGGCGACAAAUACAGCCUACUCUUGCACGUCAAAACUCUGCAACAAAGACUGCCCUGUAUACGUCCAAUUCGUUCAUGACGAGACUGAAAUUACCGCGCACAGGACUGACCAAUUUUGGAGUCACUUGCUAUAUGAACUCGACGCUUCAGUGUCUAAGCUCGACGGCGGUUAUGAGCAAAUUUUUCAUUGACGAUCGUUUCAGAUACUACGUUCAGAAGAAUUGGAAGGGAUCACAGGGUGUUAUGCCUGGUCUGUAUGCCAACUUGAUUCGUUCGUUGUGGAAGAAUGAUGUUGAGGUAAUUAUACCGACUUCGUUCCGAAACUUUUGUGGUCGAAUGAACCGGGAGUGGGCCAUUGACCGUCAACAAGAUGCCAAAGAGUUUUUUGACUUUCUGGUGGAUUGUCUACAUGAAGACUUGAACAUCAACUGGCAAAGGACACAACUGCGGCCACUGACUUUUGAAGAGGAAAUGCAGCGUGAGCGGAUGCCUGUACCCAAAGUUUCAAAGAUUGAAUGGGAUCGGUACUGCCAUCGGGAAGAGUCAUUUAUUUCUUCCCUGUUUGCAGGGCAACACGCGAGUCGUCUCAAGUGCACAACUUGCAAGCGAACAUCGACGACCUACGAGGCAUUCUACAGUAUCAGCGUUGAAAUUCCACACACGGGUACUGGAGAUAUCUAUCAAUGUCUACGAAGUUAUUGUCAAGAGGAAAUGCUGAGCGGCGACGAAGUCUGGAAAUGCCCGUAUUGCAAAUGCGAGCGGGUGGCCACUAAGCAAAUCAUUAUUACUCGAGCUCCUCAAAUCUUGGUCAUCCAUCUGAAGCGAUUUUCGGCGUCAAAAACCCAAUCCGCCCGGAAGAUACAUACGCCUGUUGAUUUCCCGCUGCACGGCUUGCGUAUGGAUAAUUUCGUGAUUCCUUAUCCCGCUACCAAUCCUGAAACCGGCGAUUAUGUCAAUGGAAACGCAGGCGGCCAGACUCCUUCGUCAACGUCACUCUCACCUACAACGGCGCCAUUUACGUACGAUGCAUACGGCGUAUUGCGACACCUGGGCUCGACGCUUAGCGGAGGACACUAUAUUUCGCUUGUCAAGGACGCACAACGACAAUGCUGGCGCCGAUUCGACGACGAGCGCGUGUCAGACUUUAACCCACGCGAUCUCAGGUUUUCGGACCGUCUGCAGAACGAGCAGGCAUAUAUAUUAUUCUACGAACGUGUUCCGGCGAAAUGA
Messenger RNA from Talaromyces amestolkiae, 3285 nucleotides. RefSeq lists its product as uncharacterized. Bases 1 to 3285 code for a protein of 1094 amino acids. Gene Ontology annotation, molecular function: cysteine-type deubiquitinase activity. The record is from RefSeq and is a predicted model, not a curated record. Gene Ontology annotation, biological process: protein deubiquitination. The transcript is spliced from 4 exons. NCBI's taxonomy places the organism in Eukaryota, Fungi, Ascomycota, Eurotiomycetes, Eurotiales, Trichocomaceae. Gene Ontology annotation, cellular component: cytoplasm.